AUGGACGGUUUACCGGAUCCUCCCACUCUGCCGCCAUCUUAUGAAAUCGAAGCCUCUGUCAAAGCGCUCGGUCUGCCCAAACCCCAACAAUUUCAGAUACUCCAAGAAGUGGACGCAGUUAUGGGGCGAUUGACUGCUAGUCUCCUCGGCAUUGUGGACGAUUCAUGCGACAUUUUAGCUCUUUCUUCGGCUAUUCGCUAUGGCUGCACCGAAGCUGCUGCAGUCAUCAGCCAAAGUGGCGCUCCUCAGUCUGAGCAUGAGCUAGACCACUUGAUCUAUGAGUCUCGGGGCAAAAUAAUCAACUCUGUGACUGCGGCUGCAAGUAUUGUCCCCCUUGGGAAACAGGUGGAAGUGGCUGUUGCCGCGGCUGCUGCUAUCACAGAGGUAUCGUAUAAUACGCUCCGGAAAACUCAAGAGAAGGGGCGCAUUUUCUGCGGCUUCAUGUUUGGCGGGCCAAGCGCAUAG
Molecule: messenger RNA, 465 nt
Organism: Clonostachys byssicola
Lineage: Eukaryota; Fungi; Ascomycota; Sordariomycetes; Hypocreales; Bionectriaceae
Source: the annotation of a GenBank genome assembly